Messenger RNA from Desarmillaria tabescens, 3876 nucleotides. RefSeq lists its product as uncharacterized. The record is from RefSeq and is a predicted model, not a curated record. Bases 6 to 3755 code for a protein of 1249 amino acids. NCBI's taxonomy places the organism in Eukaryota, Fungi, Basidiomycota, Agaricomycetes, Agaricales, Physalacriaceae. The transcript is spliced from 20 exons.
GCGCCAUGGAGGUGCAAGCUGCGGCGUCUGCUCUAUCUGAGUCCGCACUGUCCCUUAAAACCGAAACCGUCGAUACGUCGUUAAGGCACGUUUUGGAGGCGGUAAAACUGCUUGAUAUCUCAUCUCCGUCUUUGAACAUCAUUGAAAAAAUUGGAUCUCGCCUUCGUAAACCGUUGCUACCGCUGUACCAACAUUGCACCGAUCCUGCGCUUCGAUUCUGCUCUGCUACCUUAAACUUUAUUUCGGUCAAGAAGGUCCAACCUGCUCUACUAGUUCAAGCUAAUAGCCUUGUUGUGGCUUGGCAAGCAACGCAGUCUGCCCUAAUUUCUGGUGUAUUAGAUUUCAUUGAACGAAAUCCUACAAACGAAAACAAGAAGAGCAUCGCUACAGAAUUAUACACCGUGCUCUGCGACGGAUACUUUUUGAGUACACCAACUGAGCGUCUAACGGUUGGCGUCAAUCUUGCAUAUAUCCUACUAACAGAGAGUGCAUCCCUGAAUGAAAAUCGACUCGUGCUACAAGAUCCAAAGCUGCUUGGAGCCAAAAGGAUCGGUGCUACGCUUGCAGGAUGCAAAGACUACUUGGCUAUAGAGGCACUCUUAGAGCUCUUUGCGAGUAUCCUGCCACCCACCACAAAGGGUGCAAAUGACAAGCGGCGGCGCUUCCUACAGCUGGUGUUCGAUCCAGAGCUCUUUGCCUGCGGGGCUCAACUAAUAAAGUCCUUAUCCUCGCCGUCGACCAUUGAUUGGGAGACAUUGUCGAUAGAGAUUAUCACAACACUAUCCAAGUCGGAUAUCACUUUUCCGCAACCCUUCAAGAUUGCGUCCUUGCAAGUUGCAGAUACCUUCCCCAAUGUGGAUAAUACCAUCUACCUUGACAAUAAAGGCUUCACGUCCAAUAUUGACGAGAACGGGACCUAUGAAACCUUUCAUGUUCCUUUCGCUAACGUUAAGAAGAUAAGAUUGAACGUGGCUGCUUCUUCGUUGCACACGGUUGUUACAGUGCAUCUAACAGCAUUUCCAAUCAUUGAUCGCACAACUGGAAGCCAAAAUCCUAAUCAAAAUGCAGUGCUAGUGUUCGAAAUUACCAGUACCGAAAAGGAAAGAUUCGUCAAGGGCCUGAAAGCUCGGAAAAUGGGCCCAAACAUCGUACCAAACGAAAGAAAAGCAUCGAAGCUUAAUGUCGACCUUCCAUUAGAUUUUACAUCUAACGGUCAAUCGUUUCCAGAAAAGGCUGGACGAGUGUUGGGUGUUGAGGCUUCUUCUGAUUAUCAUUUUCUUCAAACACCCUCUGUAUCGGCACUUCACGGCACUUUGCCUGCGUCGGCUGACGACCUGAAAUCCAUCGCUGUUGGGGGUGAUCAAGAUGACGCGGCACCGAAACCACCGAAAACUAGGCGCGCCCAAAAGCAGAAGGCUGUUGAAUCGGAUGACGAAAUCCACGAAAUACCACCAAUUCCCGUAGCUAAAGCCAUGCGACACUCGACAAAACCCCGGUCUUCGGAACAGCAUCCCCCAGUUCCUGCAGAACGCGUUACGCGCGCGCUUCCACAAUCGCGUGAACAUACGCCAAAUAAGAGCUUCCCGACAGCACAAGUUCACCGGGUUCAUUUUGGACGCACAGAGCAUACCUCUCCAAACAAAGCUAUUGAUGUCUCUGAACCCGAGGAGGACAAAUCGAAGCGAGCCACAAAGAUAGCGUCAACACGUUCAAUGACCACUAGAAAUUCUCCAUCGAAGAAACGGCAGCGAACUGCCGAGGUCGAGAAUGCUGAGGACCAGGACUCUCGUCCAUCAAAACGUCUAAGACCCCAAAACGCACCCAAAACCGAAGCUACUAGAGAAUCGAAAUCACCAGUUUUCAAGAAAUCCGUUAUUGCACCUAGACGUUACAAACGCAAGGGUCGAACCUCGUCACCCACCCCUUCCACGGCGGCCGAUAUGGAAUAUGAUAAAAUACCCUCUGUUUCUAGUCCCAAGCAAGCUACGUCAAACAUGUCAGAACAGCGACCCGUCUCGGCACCGUACUCUACUCGUGUCUCAGCUAUGAGAGGCAGAGGAGGGAAAGCGCUGGGCAAAGGGGUCUCUGUCAAGGCUGAGCCACCUCCAAUCCGAAAGGCUAAGGGCACUAAUCGGAACACCGUGAAGGAUGACCAAAAGGAAUUAAAGCCCACGCGUCGUUCAGAACGUGCCAAGAAAGUUGUAGACAAAACCACCAAAGCAAACGCCGUAGUCGAACACAGAUCGCCCACCCCUGUCAAAUCGGGACCGCAGAAUAGCUCCCUUGAAACAAACGCCGAUAUGAACACCAUCCAAUCCACAAUUCAGAUUGCUCUCGGACCCUAUCUCACGGACGCUUCUCCUACGGACCCUGAUUCGAUGGAGAUGGAGAUGCUUACUGACUUCAUUGUCCCGGUUAAAAUUGAGGAUCCAACUUCAGACGCCCCUUCUGCACCUUCCACCGUAGCAAAGAAUGUCACGAUGAUAGACUUGACAUUGGACGAUUCUCCUCCGCGUACAACCAAACCCAAGAAGGAUAAACAACGCCAGAAUCCUGCUCACGCUUUUACUCUCGAUGUGGGCCAAGAGUCGUCGAGAUCUGACGAUUCUAUGGCAAAGAAGUUGGAAAAGUCUCUGGAUGUUUCUCCGAAGGUUCUUGGUGCUACGCGCCGAGCUGUAGAGGAAGCCGCGAACGAGUCGACCAUACUGGACCAGCACAGCGGAUCCGUAGAGACCCGCACCAGGACAGAAAAACCUAUAGUAUCUCGGCAACCCUCGAUUCGACAAAGGCAAUCCAUUAGAACAUCCGACAGUAUCCUCAAUCUCGAUCGUAAUCCUAUGAUUGUGCAUACUACUGUUCCGCGUAUUCGUCCGUUGACUGUCACAAAGCCGGACGCGUCUCUCGGUGUCUCGUCUCCUACUUUGCCUUCCUCUGUUAAAGCUCCUGCUGGUAUCAGUUCCCGUCCGCACGACAGUAAUGAAAACACUGAUCCGAUAAACCAUACUCGUUGGCAAGAAACUCCGAUCUCCCUUUCAGAGCGAAAGAAGAGUCCUAUCCCUGUGAAACUCCUCGUUGAAGAAAAUUCUUCGGCCAAAGCUAAAACACCUCAUUCCAAGCAGAAAUUUGAUGUGCCCUUGAUGACGAUGUCUUCUCGCGGCGUGCCACUAUUCGACAAAACCAAUGCCCCCGAAUUUUCUUUCCGCACCGAACAAUAUUCUCCUCCGAAAGGAACUGCUAAGUCAUCCAAACAUGGUAUGUUCUGUUGCCUGUCUAUACCGGCAUCUGAUUACUGUUUCGCAGCUCGACCUACCAGGGAAGAUAAAGAAAACAGCGAACAGCGUCAGAGGCGAUACGAGGCACGUCAUGACAACCGUGGCGGCAAUAUAGAUCACGACAUCAUCCAAAUCUUGAGUGAAAUGCAGGAUGUAAUCGUGGACAAGAUUUCAAGACGCUUUGAUCACGUCAAGACAGACGUACGUGCGGGACGCAACUCCAUCCUUCGAGAAGCCGCACUUGAACUCGACAAAAUGCGAACAGAAAGUAUCCAACACUUCAGGAGUCUCUUUGACUUCGAAUCUGAGUAUUCUUCCUGCAUCCGAAACUACACUAAUGGCUUGGAAGAUUUGCACAAGGUAAAUCAUCAAAUAACGCGUCGAAUUGGAGAAAUACUGCAUACACAUGAUCGUCGUUCGCUGUCCAAAGUCUUUCCUGCUUUGUCUCCUCCUCCUCCUCGUGUAUUGCGUCCAUCGUUCUGAUACCAUAUGCUAUGUCCUUUGCUUGUUAUAAUGUACCAAAUGUCUGUUAUGUAAAUACUUGAAUUGCUAAGUUAGGACUUUGGCAGUUAAAUUUGAAUUGACCUCUUGACCGGCGGUGACG